Molecule: messenger RNA, 1075 nt
Organism: Talaromyces stipitatus ATCC 10500
Lineage: Eukaryota; Fungi; Ascomycota; Eurotiomycetes; Eurotiales; Trichocomaceae
Product: RTA1 domain protein, putative
Exons: 5
Coding region: 11-1006 (331 amino acids)
Cellular component (GO): plasma membrane; fungal-type vacuole
Source: RefSeq, a predicted model, not a curated record
AGGAGGAAACAUGCCCUCCAGCCACGCGAGCUGCACCGAAGUUUCGGCGCAAUGCCCCGUCGAAGCAACCACACUGGGUUACUACCCUAAUCUAGGGGCGAAUAUAUUCUUCGUUGUGCUUUAUGCGCUCUGUACCAUAUUCACACUGGGUGUCGGAUUAUGGAAAAAGACCUGGGUGUUUGGCGUGGUGGUCUCUGCUGGAUUUGCGCUUGAGACUUGUGGAUACAUUGGCCGAGUCUUGAUGCAUUACAACCCCUGGUCCGACCCAGGCUUCAAACUAGAUCUCGUCUGCAUCAUCCUCGCACCAACCCUGAUCUGCGCGGGAAUCUAUCUCACCCUCAAACACGUUGCGCGCACCGUCGGUCCAGACUUUUCCCGUAUAACACCUCGCCUCUACACCUGGAUCUUCAUUCCCUUCGACGUCUUUUGUCUCUGUCUCCAAGGUGUAGGCGGCGGCGUCGACGCAGCAGCCUCCGACAAAACCCCCAUUGACGAAAAGACUCUCAAAACGGGCAACGAUAUCAUCAUCGCCGGUAUUGCGUUGCAAGUGGUCAAUUUGGCUGUCUUUGGGCUGCUGUCGUUGGAUUUCUUCGUUUCGGCUAUGAAGCAUUUCAAGAAUCCGUCAGAGAAGGUUAGGAAUUCGGCGAAUGCGCAGAUUUGGUAUUCGAGGCGGUUUCGGGUUUUUUGUUCCGCUAUUGCGUGUGCGUAUGCGGGGAUUUUGGUGAGAUGUAUUUAUCGUGUCGCCGAAAUGGCCGGUGGAUGGGGAAACUCCAUCAUGCGUAAUGAAGUCCUUUUCUACGUCCUCGAGGGAGCUAUGGUCCUCUACCCAGCCAUGCUCCUCACAAUCUUCGCCCCGGGAUUCUACUUCCCCGAAAUGGGAUCAUCCAAUGCUCUCCUCACUUCAUCUACCGAUACUGCAACCGGUACUGAGAAUAAUGCAGUGGUGAGUAAUGAAGGAUAUAAACCGGGGACGCCUGAAGAAGGAGCGGAGUCUUCGAACCAUUAAACUUGAUAGGAGCAUUUAGCCCUCCUUUUUGCUAUUCCCUUUUCUUCUGGAUAUCUUGACUUAUAUACG